AUCGAAUUAUAAGUCGCAAGAAGCACAUUAAGUUGUACAAGCUGAUUAAGUCGAUCAUUGUCUAAGAAAAUCAGUUUUAAUAAAAAUGAAACUUUUGUGUUUUUUACUAACAUUUGUACUUGUAAGUGCUUUGGCAGAUGAAGAAGCGGAAUGUAAGAAGCAAAUUUUACUUGCAAAUGCAGCCUUUAAGCGUGCUUAUCAUUUAUCUAGAGGAGAUGUAUUGGAACGUGUAAUUGAAUCAAUGGUCAAUUUCACUUUACAUAUACGGAAUUCUUUCGCCAAAAUGAAUUUUAAGAUCGCUGUACCGGACAAACUGGAAAUUAUUAAUGAUAUACCAGGCGAUGAAGACCUUUCUCCAAUGAAAAAAUGCAGUUACUACCAGUAUAAUAUACAGCGAGGCAUAAUAGAUACACUAAACGUUGUUAUUACUGGAUCUGAUGAUGUCCAAGUCAUUGCUUAUCCUGAAGCUGAUGAAGGCCAAGAUUUUGGAGAACUAAAUUUGGAAACUCUUGGAAACGAGAGAAGAGAAUAUGUUGCUCAAGCUUUAAGAAGUAUGUUUAGGCGUGAAUUAGGACCCAUGUAUGACAGCUUUAUGUCGGAGCUAGAACUAAAAAUAAGAGAUACAUUAACUGACGAAGUUCAAGAUUUGGGAGGAUUAAAUUUGACAUCCCUCGCAGAAAAAAGAAGAGUUACUGGAACUUCUUUAGAAAAUACAAUCACACGUGUAUUAGGAAAGGUUAUUCCUGAUGUUGCUGAAGUCCAAUAUGAAUCUUAUAACUUUUCCAAAGACUGUGUACCUUUAUUUCGGAUGUGUCGAUUGAUGGCGUUAUACAUAAGUACACAAUAUCCAACAUCAUACAUAAGAAAGCUUCAGACUAACUCUAAGAAUAACUCUUGUACCUUAUGGGAUGGAAGAAAAGAGAAAAUAUUUAGAAAAAUUAAUGGCAUAUGGGAGCACAUGGCAUAGAUAAUACAGUACAACUACUCGAGGAGCAAGUAGAGAAGCAAUCAAUGGGAUAAGACUUCUACAUAAUUUAAUAUCAUAGUUAUUAGAUUGUAAUAAUAUUUUUCGUAUUGCAAUAAUAGCUCAAUUAAUUUAAUAUAUUUCACAAUAAACACUUUUCGGGAUUAAAAUCA
Messenger RNA from Adelges cooleyi (spruce gall adelgid), 1137 nucleotides. RefSeq lists its product as uncharacterized. The record is from RefSeq and is a predicted model, not a curated record. Bases 86 to 967 code for a protein of 293 amino acids. NCBI's taxonomy places the organism in Eukaryota, Metazoa, Arthropoda, Insecta, Hemiptera, Adelgidae. The transcript has 17 exons.